AUGAGUGAGCAUAAGAUAUUGUUUUGUAUUUUCUUUCUUAUUAUUUACUGCUUCUACAAUGUUAACAUGUGGUUUACGGCUAUGAACAAUCAUGUUGAAGAAACAAAGAUCGAGCCGGUCGAUAAACAGCCGAAAAUAAAACGAAGUUUUUCAGUGAAAAUCCCAAGGCACAAUACAAUUCCAUUGUUCAUGAAAGACGCAUGCAGCGUUUUGGACAUCUUCACCAAACCGGAUAUACACAGGAAACCACAUAAAAACAAAAUGGACUACGAUAAUGGUAUAUCAACAAUCGGUAUAACCGUGUUUCUUGUGAUACUUGUUUUGAACGCAGCUAUGGAUGCAUUUAGAGAAAAAUCUGAGAUGAAAGAGAAAGAAAACACAGAAGGUAGACGGCAGUCCCUCGCAGAGUUUGCCAAUAAAAAGCCAUUAAGACGUGAGUCUAGUAGAUUCGGUUUUCAAUUGUUUCAAAUUUCUGAAACAGAAACGAAAACAGAAGAAAAUCAAACUCGCAAAACAAGACCAUACUUAAGAGGAGAUUCGAUAAAUUCUUAUCUAAGUGACAAGAAGACUAAAUCAGAAACUGCCCCGGCAUCAAUUGGUGAUACAAAUGAACCUAAACUAUUAAAACGUCAAUCUAUCGCUAGACUCAUUGGAGCGCGGCCAAUUCCAAUGGUACGUCGUUCAUCCUUCCCAGUUCUUCCCUUGAACCCCGAAGUCCACGCGCUGAUGCACCCCAAUCGACAGUCAUCAUUUGACAGCGACGAUGAAGGCGACGGAAAGUGUCGAAGAGUCAGAAUUAUUCGCCGAUACUAA
Pieris macdunnoughi is the source of this 813-nucleotide messenger RNA. The record is from the annotation of a GenBank genome assembly. NCBI's taxonomy places the organism in Eukaryota, Metazoa, Arthropoda, Insecta, Lepidoptera, Pieridae.